AAGCAGAUCAGAUUGGGGACUCCAAUGAGUGAAGUAAUAGAUUUUCACGAGGCCAACUUUGUGUCUCUUCCAGACCAGAGCAAUGUGUAUGGUUUGGUUCAUCUCAAUGUGGGGGACCUCAAUAAGCUGGUAGUGGCCACCGUGCGGGCCCAGAUACUCUGUCUCGAGUACCAGAGAGACACUGUUCGACCGCUCCUCUCUCCCAUCAACUUCACAUACAUCCCUGCGGAUGCUGAGGUCAUAUCGAUCGAUGCGUUUGUCAGGAAACCAAAUAGUGUCAUAAUUGGAGUAACCCUCGUGAAGAGAGACUCGGAUCCAAAGGAGUUUUAUUUCAAUCUCUAUGGACUCCAUUCUAUACCCUCUGCUCCUUUCAACUGGGACAAAAUAGCUGAGGACUGGCAGGCGAGACACUCAAUUUCACUCCCUUUCAGCUCAUGCACACACAGGGAUCACUGGGAGACUGUGUUUCUCCUCACGGGAGAUGAUUUGAAUGUCCACCUCUACCAAGAAAUCCGCCAAGCUGAGGAGGUGAGUUUCGAAGAGACUCCCACAGGUAGGUGGUUCCCAGAGCUGAGCCAGUUGCCGAGCAGUGUGACCUACCUGGACAUGAGGGUGGUGGGGGACCAGAGACUGACUGCCCUCGGGUGCCAGGCCGGCCAGCUCAUGUGUGCCGUCACCAACAUCAUCUCCUGUGAGUCAACAGAGGCUGGCAACUAUCAUCUAGUGGUUGGAUCAGCUCUGGAACUGGGAGUAGUCUUCCUGAAUGUGAUGGAGGGAGGCUUUGGGAGGUCAGUGGUACUGCCUGACUCCCACAAACAUGACAGUGUGCUGUGUGUGGAGCUGGCGGAUGUCGACUGGGACGGCCAGCAGGAGAUCGUACUAGGCACUUUUGGGAAGGAUAUUCUGGUGUACAAGCUGUCAAUGAAAGGCAAGUGGAGAUAUUAUGCAUCAACCAGCUUAGAAAGUUUAGUGUCCUUUGUUCUACUGUACGUAGAAGGAGAUGUGAUGGUGGCAGAUUUGGUGUGGCAGCACAGUCUGGCUCACAGGAUCCACUGUAUGUGGUAUGGAGACCUGACUCACGACGGACUCUCUGAACUGGCCGUGGUCUCCACUGGAGUGAGCUCUUCCGAGCUCGGACCAGAGAAUUGCACUGCAACUGUAGCAAUCAAACCACUGUCAAAUAGAGUCACUGUCUAUGUUCCCUCUGGAACUACGUGUUUUGAGUGCAUCAUUGGUGGAGUGAUAGCUACUGAUGCCACGUUUGUGAUAGGCAACUCGCCAGUCAGUGAGGGAACUGCUGUGGUGAAUGGUACACUAGUAGUGUUUGACACUGAGGUCUUCAAUAUAUCACCUAAUGUACGAUGUAGCAGUGGUGGAGUGACUAAUCAAGUCAUUGUGGAGCACACCAUUCUCAGAGCUCCCCUGAUUACGGGAGACACUACAGUCAAUGAAGGAGAUACAUUACAUCUGAUGUGUGACUCUUCCAACUCCAGACCACAACUACCUCUUGUCCAUUGGCUCUCUCCUGAUGGAGAGUUCCUUGUUUACGGUUCACCCCUUCUGAUCAGUAAUGUCACUAGGGACAUGGCAGGGAUCUAUACUUGUGUAGCCAACCAGUUUACACUCACCAUGAACAGCUCUGUGGAGAUCAUAGUCCACUUCCCCUGUGACAAGCUAAAGUCUACUGACAUUAUCAUAGUGAACAUGAGCUCCACUGAAGAGGGCAGUAAUGCUACCUAUCAGUGUAGAGAUGGUCCCACUGAUGUGUACACUACUCAGUGUACCAGUACUGGAGUAUGGGACCCUCAUCCUUAUACACUGGAGUGUAGUAAAGAGACAGUCACAUGUGAAAAGCUAAAUUCUACGGACACAGUCAUUGUGAUGAUGGGCUCCACUGCAAUGGGUAGUACUGCUACCUAUCAGUGUAGAGAUGGUCCCACUGAUGUGUACACUACUCAGUGUACCAGUACUGGAGUAUGGGACCCUUACCCUUAUACACGGGAGUGUAAUGAAACUGAUCCAGGUGUGUCAUCUGGCACGGGAGAUGUUGGACUACCAGCCAUUUUUGGGGUGGCUAUUACUCUGCUUCUGGUGGUGGUACUCUGCACUACUACAGUUGUUGUAGUGGUGUUUGUUCUAAGGAGACGGACAAGUAUCAAAAGAUGCUACAAGCAAAGUUACAAAAGUGACACAGAAAGUGUUGGAGAGGUGUCUGGAGAGAGAGGUAAACAACAGAGGUCAUUGGAGCUGCAGCAGACGACAGCACCGUGCUCGGUUAUUCAGACAGUACCUCAAGAGACAACAGAGCUCAAUGGGCAGUACUCUCUGGUCGAAGCAGGACCACAGGAGACCACGGAGCCACACACACCGUUGUAUUCAGCCAAAGAGCUGCCAGUCCAAACAGACCCACAUCAGUCCCCAGACCCCAAUGCACAGUAUGCAGUGGUCCAAAAGAAGCCAAAACAGACCAAAGUGCUGCCUGUUGAACCACAUGGUACAACAGAACUCAAUGACCAGUACUCUGCGGUCCAAGAAGCAGUAAAAUGUGGGGAAAGACAUGGAGACGAGGAAAGAGACCCUCGUCUAUGCAGAGGUGGGUCCACACAUCUCUCAGACUCGCAGACAAAUGUUCAACCCCCAGUCAGACAGAGUCCAGUAUGCCUCUCUGGACCCACACUGCCACAGUGAGGGCAGUACCACCAGCAGCAGAGCCUCUGCAG
Molecule: messenger RNA, 2720 nt
Organism: Geodia barretti
Lineage: Eukaryota; Metazoa; Porifera; Demospongiae; Tetractinellida; Geodiidae
Source: the annotation of a GenBank genome assembly